GUGGGUGUAUUUCUCCAACUACGUGUGCAGCAGCUUUAAAGACACACCUGUUUCUGCUCGGCAAUCAGAUGGUUCUCUGGUGAUUGAGGGUUCCCGUGUGUUGACUUAUCCGUUUUUCAUACGGGAAGAUGGGUUCACAGAGACAGAACAGUGUGUCGGGCCCACGCCGGUUCCUGACCUCCGCCCCGUUGGUCAUGGCUCUGCUCUUCCCAGCCGUCACUCUGGACAGCCUGCUGUGCUACCACUGUCCUCUGCAGCGCAAAGGCCAGCCCUGCCCGAACGUCACCAGCCAGUGUCUACCUCACCAGCGCUGCUCCAGUUCCAGGGGCCGCUACGGCUCGGUCCACGUCCUGUCUGCUCGGGGCUGCGUGGACAGCGACCUCUGCGGCUCCCACCAGAUCCUCUCAUACCGCGGAACCGAAUACAACGUCAGCCACGGAUGCUGCUGCGAAGACAAAUGCAACGGGGCGCCGAAGCUCGACGGCAACCUCAAGAUGCUGCUGGGGGUAGUCUCAGAAAAAACAGACAGCGUGAACAACGUUCUUAGGGAGGAGACUCGGGAUUCGUGCGCGAAUUACACAUCAUCAACGACAGCUGCUUCACCUGCCACUAGAGCUUAGGAGAACGUGUUGAAGACAAGGGAGAGGCCUGAUGGACAUGGGUGCUUAACUGAGUCUCCGAAAGGUUUAGGCAAAUAUUUGAAGCCUUGUGACCACUGCUGUUUUGUUGUUUUUUUGCAAAAUGUACAAAUGAGAAAAUGCCUCCCUGCAUUUUGUGUGCACUCCAGAGAGAAGAAGGUGGACUUGUCAGCCAUCCUCCUGGACUUCUAGAGUUACUACCGACAUUGUUUCUGUUCUGACAAACGCAGCAAAAUAAAGAGCGCCGCGAUAAAACUCCCA
Messenger RNA from Mugil cephalus (flathead mullet), 899 nucleotides. RefSeq names its product protein Bouncer-like. The record is from RefSeq and is a predicted model, not a curated record. Lineage: Eukaryota; Metazoa; Chordata; Actinopteri; Mugiliformes; Mugilidae. The transcript is spliced from 2 exons. Bases 129 to 620 code for a protein of 163 amino acids.